Messenger RNA from Diceros bicornis minor, 1203 nucleotides. It is a transcript of the gene MRFAP1L1, whose product is annotated as Morf4 family associated protein 1 like 1. NCBI's taxonomy places the organism in Eukaryota, Metazoa, Chordata, Mammalia, Perissodactyla, Rhinocerotidae. The coding region runs from base 213 to 596 and encodes 127 amino acids. The record is from RefSeq and is a predicted model, not a curated record. The transcript has 2 exons.
ACAAACACGCCCGGGGUGGCGCUGCGAGUUUGUCCUGUUCGCUGCUGCGUCGUUUGCGUUUCUUCCCGGAGCGGUUGUGAAGCGAAAAGGCGUAAAGGGAAACAAUCUUCAAGAUAAUUCGGGAAUACUGUUGACAAGGAGUGGGGUCGCUUCGACUCCGCAGUAACUUGCUCCGCCGUCCCCGGGAGGUGCGGGCUGAAGAAGGGCCGAGAAUGCGGCCCGUGGACCCGGCGGAGGAGGAAGCGCCGGAGGAGGUGGAGGUGCUGGAGCCCGAGGAGGACUUCGAGCAGUUCCUGCUGCCGGUCAUCAACGAGAUGCGGGAGGACAUCGCGGCGCUCACCCGGGAGCACGGGCGGGCGCAGCUGCGCAACCGGAGCAAGCUGUGGGAGAUGGACAAUAUGCUCAUCCAGAUCAAGACGCAGGUGGAGGCAUCGGAGGAGAGCGCCCUGAACCACCUGCAGGCGCCGGGCGACGGCGGCGAGGGCAGGGGCACGCGGCGGGGCGAGCGCGCCGAGGAGAAGGCGCAGGAGGUCGCGAAGAUGGCCGAGAUGCUGGUGGAGCUGGUGCGGCGGCUGGAGAGGAGCGAGUCGUCGUGAGCGGCCGCGUUACCCAUGUGACCUGAUUGUUUUCUGGAACUGUGGAACACUUGAAGACUUGGGGUCAGACUCUUCCAACUUUAGAGGUGCAGUGGAAGGCACGACUUGGAUGUAGCUGGUCAAGAACGUGGGAAUGAGACUGCUUUGGAUAAGACUGGGAAGAACUAGAAGACAGUUGGCGAUGGAAGAUGGUUGUGUAUGUGUUUCGGAACUUUGGUCCUCUGUGACACAGAGGAAGAGAGUUACGUUCUGUGUUAUAUUGUCUGGUGUAUGUUUUGUAAUCUGUCAGGUGAGUUUUUUAGACAGCCUAGCUGAACCUAGAUGACAAGGAAGUUUGAGCGGGGAAUGGUGAAGUAUGCUUUCCUGUUGUACUCCCCUCCGGCGUGACGGGUUUCAGAGUAUCGCAUUGAAGAGACAAUCUACAAAGAGCUGUGAGGGGCUGGAGAAAGGAAAAGGCAUCAUCAGGGCCUAUAAAGUCCCUUCUAGUUCAUCAGCGUAGUAGACCUGACAGGGACUUGAGGCCAAAAUCAAAUAUGUAAUAAGUAUUCAUUUGCCUUGAAAAACAAAGACCUAAGAAACAUUUUUUAAAAUAAAUUUUUUGUUCAAA